CUAACAAGGAAAUUCUGCACUUUGCAUUUGUUGAUGCUUGUCACCAUCUAACAACAUGCAUCUUGCAGUGAUAGUGCUUCUGUGUGGCUCUUCUCUACUCAAAGGAGUCGUUACAACCACCAGUGGGUCUGAUGGCAUUCCAAAGGGUAUUGGAAACAUGCUUGUUUACGAUGACAAACCAGUGGUGUGCAGUACAUUUGGAAGUGGAUCACUCAGGACCUUCAAAAACAACUUUCUCUAUUUGGGAUCAACUUGUGCGUUUGUGUUCAGCCAAUCAUCUGAGACUGACGCUCAAUUUAAAAUAAUAAUACAGCGAGGGGAAGAUGGUAUUCUGGCUAAAAUUAAAAUCACUAUAGACAAUAUUGAAACUGUUGUGGACAAUGGAACCAUUUCUGUUGAUGGAACAAGGAUUUCCCUUCCAUUUGAUCACAAAUCAAUCCAUAUCCAUAAAUACGGGAUUUACACAAGACUAAGGAGUAGGAGAGAUUUUCUGACAGUGCUGUGGAAUAAUCAGGGAAAUGGAAUAGAUGCACUUUGGAUGAAUCUUAAAUCUGACUAUCAAGAUAAAACACUUGGUCUAUGUGCUGAUGCAAGUAAUCAAGAAAGUAAAUAUUCUAGUGAAGACUGUGAAGACAAAGAUGUUAUACCAACAUGUGAAGGUGACAUUGUUUGCCAGAUGACCAUAUCAAGUUACUUAAUGUCUUGCAGUGGAGAAUUAACCCCUAAAUAUAUAGACACUUGCCAAAAGGAGUUUUGUAAUGGUGUACAAAAAAAGGAACGUGUGUGUCCUGUUUUUGAAGAAAUGACUCGUAACUGUGAAGAAGUCACAGAUAGAAUCUACAACUGGAGAGAGGACUGUUCUACACCCACCUGUCCAGGAAACCUGGAGUUUAAAGAUAAUGGCCCAGCCUUCAUCCAAACAUGUUCAAAUCCAACAUAUUCUGAUGAGACACAUACCAGCACUUGCAUUUGCCCAGAAGGUAAAAUUCUUGAUGACCGCCUAGGACAAAAUAAAUGCGUGAAACAGAAAGAUUGCCCCUGCAAAUUUGAUGGACAGAUUUAUAAACCACAUAGCUCACGUACAGGAUUGUGUGAAUCAUGCACUUGUGAAGAUGGAGAAUGGAAUUGUCAAAAAAAGGAUUGCCUUUCAAGGUGCAGAAUUGAAGGCGGGUCUUUCAUCCAUACAUUUGAUGGCAAAGAGUACACAUUGCAUGGAAACUGCAAGUACUAUGCUGCUAUGGGGGAUGACUGGAAACUAAUAAUUCAGCUGAGUAAGUGUGACAGCAGAACGACUUGCCUGACAAGGGUGGAACUUGAAAUCACUGGUAACCAAAUAGUCACUUACACAUUCACUGAAGAAGGCAUUUACGUUGAUGAUAAAGCCACUGCUGAAAGGUAUAAUUCAGAAAAUGUGCAAUUUUUCCCGCAGUCUUCAUUGUACAUUCAGGUUCAAACAAAGUUUGGUAUGAAGAUGCAAAUUCAGAGGAGUCCUUUUAUGCAGCUGUAUGUGACAUUACCUGCCAUUGCAAAGGGAGUUACAAAAGGGUUGUGUGGCAACUACAAUGACAAAAUUGAUGAUGAAUUCAUGGCAAGCAGUGGAAUUGUGGAGGAUUCCAAAUCCUUUGCCAAAUCCUGGAGGAGACAGACACAAGAGUGUGAAGAGAUCUCUCCCAUCUGCAUGAACACAGACAAUGAAAAAUAUGGAAAAGAGAAGUGUGCCUACCUGAAGGACCCUGUAUUUGCUAAAUGCCAUUCUCAUGUCGAUUAUACACCUUUUCUCGAGAAAUGUGUAAGUAGCGCAAAAUGCUGUGCCAAUCCUGCAGAAUGCACAUGUGUAGCACUGGGUAAUUAUGCAAAGGCCUGUGCUGCUAAUGGCUUGAUUGUGGAAAACUGGAGAAAGGACGAUUGUGUUGAAAAAUGUUAUAAAAAUCAGAAAUUUUCAUACAACAUGAAGGCCUGCAAUAGUACAUGCCAGUCACUAUCAGGGUCUGACUUUGCCUGUGAAGUGGAAGAUGUCCCAGUAGAUGGAUGUGGCUGCUUAGAAAAACAUUUGGACAGCAAUGGGAUGUGUGUUCCAGAACCUCAAUGCCCGUGCUAUUAUGGUCAAACUCCAGUUAGUCUGGGGCAAAAUGAAAUUGAUGGACAUACCUGUGUUUGCCAAAAUGGAAACCUUGACUGCCAACCACUGAAAGACUGCACAGAUGGCAAGAAAUAUAUCAGAUGUUCUAAAUAUUCAGGCCCAACGUCUAACAAAACAUGUAAAAGCCUAAAUUUACCAGCCAGUGAUAACUGUGAAAGUGGCUGCUAUUGUCAAGAUGGAUACUAUGAAGAUCAUAAUAGCAAAUGUGUUCGUCAGGAAGAAUGCUCAUGCGUGUUUGGGGACAAAAGCUACUCUGCAGGGGAAACGGUCACAAGUGGAUGCAAUAAUUGCACUUGCAUCAGGGGAAAGUGGAGUUGUACAGAAGAAGAAUGCAAAGGAAAAUGCCAAGUUUAUGGAGAUGGACACUUUCAAACCUUUGAUUUAAAGUGGUACAGCUACGAUGGGAAUUGUGAAUAUACUCUUGUAGAGGACUACUGCGGUUCGACUGGUACUUUCCGAAUAACAGCAGAAAGUGUUCCCUGCUGCGAUGAAGCACUUACAUGCUCAAGGGCUAUUAAGAUUAACUACCAGGGUGAAGAAAUAGAAUUACGAGAUAUGAAAAUUUUAGAAAAGAGAUCAAACAAAUGUGGGGCUGAGACGACAAGUUACUCGGUUCAUACAGUGGGUCUCUACCUAAUUAUCACUCUGACGAAUGGCAUUACAUUGUUGUGGGACAAGCACACAAGAGUAACCAUUAUAUUGGACCCCAAAUGGAAAAAUACAGGUCUCUGUGGUCUCUGUGGAAACUUUGACGGGGACUCUAAAAAUGACAUGAAAACCAGAGGAAAAUCAGAAGUUACAAAUGUACUGGAAUUUGGCAACAGUUGGAAAGUCAACCCCAGUUGUGGCAAUACAGUAAACCAGACAUCCCCCUGUGAGAAACACUGGUACUGUAGUGCAUGGGCAGAGAGAAGGUGCAAGAUCAUUACUGACAACACCUUUCAAGAAUGUCAUAAGAAGGUGGACCCCCAGCCAUAUUACGAUGUUUGCGUUAAAGAAUCAUGUGUCUGUGAACUGGAGGGACAAUACCUUGGAUUUUGCACUGCUGUUGCUGCAUAUGCGGAGGCUUGUAACGAGGCUGAUGUUUGUAUAAAAUGGAGGACCCCAGAUUUGUGCCCUGUAUAUUGUGACUAUUACAAUGAUCCAGGAAAAUGCAGUUGGCAUUACAAACCUUGUGGAACGAUUGCCACAAAGACUUGUGGUAAUAACUUGACUUCUAAGAAGUUCUCUGCAAAGCUUGAAGGCUGCUAUGCAAAGUGUCCAGACGAUACACCUUAUCUUGAUGAGAACACCAUGCAGUGUUCUGCUUUAGAAGACUGCACCUGUCUUUAUAAUCAAAUAAUAAAACCAGGCGAAACCAUACAAAAUGACUGCAACGAUACUUGUGCAUGCACAGAUGGCAGGCUGCAGUGUGGAGGCACAACCACACCAACACCUUCAACCACAACCACGAUAACUACUACAGAAACACUAAUAACCACAACAACCACACCCACGACAACAACUACUACAGAAACACUAACAACCACACCCACGACAACAACUACUAUAGAAACACUAACAACCACACCCACGACAACAACUACUACAGAAACACUAACAACCACACCCAUGAUAACUACUACAGAAACACUAACAACCACACCCAUGAUAACUACUACAGAAACACUGACAACCACACCCACGACAACAACUACUAUGGAAACACUAACAACCACACCCAUGAUAACUACUACAGAAACACUAACAACCACACCCAUGAUAACUACUACAGAAACACUAACAACCACACCCAUGAUAACUACGACAGAAACACUAACAACCACACCCAUGAUAACUACUACAGAAACACUAACAACCACACCCAUGAUAACUACGACAGAAACACUAACAACCACACCCAUGAUAACUACGACAGAAACACUAACAACCACACCCAUGAUAACUACUACAGAAACACUAACAACCACACCCAUGAUAACUACGACAGAAACACUAACAACCACACCCAUGAUAACUACUACAGAAACACUAACAACCACACCCAUGGUAACUACUACAGAAACACUAACAACCACACCCAUGAUAACUACUACAGAAACACUAACAACCACACCCAUGGUAACUACUACAGAAACACUAACAACCACACCCAUGAUAACUACUACAGAAACACUAACAACCACACCCAUGAUAACUACUACAGAAACACUAACAACCACACCCACGAUAACUACUACAGAAACACUAACAACCACACCCACGAUAACUACUACAGAAACACUGAACACCACAACAACCACACCGACGACAACAACUACUACAGAAACACUAACAACCACACCCAUGAUAACUACUACAGAAACACUAACAACCACACCCACGAUAACUACUACAGAAACACUGAACACCACAACAACCACACCGACGACAACUACUACAGAAACACUAACAACCACGAUAACUACUACAGAAACACUGAACACCACAACAACCACACCGACGACAACAACUACUACAGAAACACUGAAUACCACAACAACCACACCCACGACAACAACUACUACAGAAACACUAACAACCACACCCAUGAUAACUACUACAGAAACACUAACAACCACACCCACGAUAACUACUACAGAAACACUAACAACCACACCCACGACAACAACUACAGAAACAGAAACAACUACACGUCCACAUGUGGUAACAUUUACAGGAUCUUCAACCACUCCAGUAACAUCAGGACAAAUAAUAGAAACAUCUACAACUGUGGAAAUAUUUACAGGAUCUUCAACCACUCCAGAAACAUCUACAACUGUGGAAAUAUUUACUGGAUCUUCAACCACUCCAGAGCCUUUUUGUCAAGGGACAUGGUCUGCCUGGAUUAACAAAGUGACACCAAAUCUUACAAAUGAUGGGGAUAAUGAGACCGUAGACACAUCCACGUGCUAUAAUGGAAUUGAAAAUAUUCAGUGCCGUUCUGUAAAAAGUGGUACUAUUACGCAAACCGUGAUAUGUGACAAAGAGAAAGGGUUAGUUUGCAAAAAUGAGGACCAAGCCUGGACGGCAAUUGGAUUUAGAUUGUGCGAUGAUUAUGAGAUUCGAAUUUGUUGUGCUUCUACCACAACAACUACCCCUGAAACCACAACAACUACCCCUGAAACCACAACAACUACCCUUGAAACCACAACAACUACCCCUGAAACCACAACUACUCCAGAAACCACUACUCCCGAAACCACAACUACUCCCGAAAUCACAACAACCCCUGAAACGACAACUACCCCUGAAACCACGACAACUUCCCCUGAAACCACUACAACUACCCCCGAAACUACAACUACCCAUGAAACCACAACUACUCAUGAAACUACAACUACCCCUGAAACCACAACAACUACCCCUGAAACCACAACAACUACCCCUGAAACCACCACAACUACCUCUGAAACCACCACAACUACCCUUGAAACCACAACUACUCCAGAAACCACUACUGCCGAAACCACAACUACUCCCGAAAUCACAACUACCCCUGAAACCACAACAACUACCCCUGAAACCACCACAACUACCCCUGAAACCACUACAACUACCCCCGAAACUAUAACUACCCAUGAAACCACAACUACCCCCGAAACCACAACAACUACCCUUGAAACCACAACUACUCCAGAAACCACUACUCCCGAAACCACAACUACUCCCGAAAUCACAACAACCCCUGAAAUGACAACUACCCCUGAAACCACGACAACUUCCCCUGAAACCACGACAACUUCCCCUGAAACCACGACAACUACCCCUGGAACCACCACAACUACCCCUGAAACUAUAACUACCCAUGAAACCACAACUACCCUUGAAACCACAACUACUCCAGAAACCACUACUCCCAAAACCACAACUACUCCCAAAAUCACAACAACCCCCGAAACGACAACUACCCCUGGAACCACGUCAACUACCCCUGAAACCACGACACCUAUCACUGAACACUGUUUUUGUGAAAGCCCCAAUGGAACUGUGCAGUGUGGUGGACAAUGGUACGAUGGUUGUCUGCUCAAGACAUGCAUGUAUAAGCAAAUUAAAGAAAGCCGUGUCUGCCCUAUACAGUCCAAACCUACGUGUCAAAAUGGUGUAGAGCCUAGACUGGUCGAGGAUGGUUGUUGUACAAAAUGGGACUGUGACUGUCAAUGUGAAGUAUAUGGAGAUCCUCAUUACAAAACCUUUAGUGGGACAACAUAUACCUUCUUGGAGAACUGCACCUAUACCCUUGUUGAAGAAAAGUCUCCAAUACAUAAUUUUUCAGUUGCAGUUGACAAUUAUAAUUGUAUUCCGGGUUACAAAGCAUCUUGUGCCAGAGGCCUUAUAUUAAAAUAUAAAAGCAGUAUUGUGACACUCAGCAUAGUGAAUUAUAAAAUUGUGUCCAAGUUCAACAAUAUGCAGGUGAAAUUUCCCUAUGAAAAUGAUGGAAUUCAGUUGGAGUCAACAGGGGCUUCUGUAAAAGUCUUCAUUCCUGCAAUUCAAACUAGGGUAUCCCUAGCGAGUUACAAUGAAAUCAAUAUCAGAGUGCCGAGGAGUAUUUUUGAGAACAAUACACAAGGACAGUGUGGUGUGUGUGGUGGAACAUCCUGUAUCCGUAAAGACGGGAUGAAUGAAACUGAUUCAUGCUGUGACAAGACUGCCUAUGACUGGAUAUACGACGAUGCCAGUAAACCAUACUGCAAGUCAGCCCCGAAAAACGUGCCCUGCAGAGAACCCCCACCCACUCCACCCCCAUGCUCUUCAAAACCAACGAAAAAUAAUUCAACGUUUUGUUGGCUACUCAGCAGUAGUAUUUUUGACGAAUGUCGAAAAAAAGUAAAUCUUUCAGACUAUGAAGCGGCCUGCCAAUACGAUCACUGCAUGUUAAACAAUACAAAACUGGACUGUUCAAGUAUAGCACGAGCGGCAGAGCGUUGUAAGGAAAGUAAUAUCUGUGUGGAAUGGACUAAACAUACAAACGGGAUAUGUGACCUAAACUGCUCUGUGGGAUUGGUUUAUGGUGCAUGUCGCAGAGGGAUGGAUGAUUACUGCCAGGCAGGAGAGCGUAAAUCUGGAACCGACUUGGGAGAAAUGACAUCUGGAUGCUUCUGCCCUGAUGGCCUAAUUCGUGCAGAUAAAAACAGUGCUCAAUGUAUUCGAAACUGCACAUACUGCAAAGGACCAAAUGGAGAGCACAAAGAGAUUGGAGAGACAUGGAAAUACAAUUGCAAAAAUUGCACAUGUAGCAGCACCACACUGAUGGAAGAAUGUGUUGUUGAGGAGCGUGUAACACCAACCUGUGAGGAUUAUCAAUCUCUGGUAGUCAACAAUGUAACUGAUUCCUGUGAAAUUCCACAUUGUGUCAAUAUAACCUGUGAGCAUGGAGGGCAAACAUAUCAGAUUGGAGAUCAAUGGCAUGAUGCAAAACAGCCAUGCCAUUCUUACAGCUGUGUCAAGAGUGGCAUUAACGAGAAGAUUCUAGUGUGCCCCACACAAAGCUGCCCUGACAGCCAAAAAGUUUGGGAUGACAACAAGUGCUGCUACACAUGUAAAGAAUCAUGUGUACCGAAGACCUCUAAUAAAACUAUACAGAUCGAAGAUUGUUCAGCAUUUCUGACAGUGACCGAAUGUGAAGGCCAAUGUCAAUCUGGAUCAAGCUUCUUUUUAAACACCAAUUCCCAUUCCGGAUCCAUGAUGACAAUUUGCAAGUGUUGCCAGCCAAAGACUGAGGAAAAAAGAAUUGCAACUUUGGCCUGCUCUGGAUCUAAAACCAGACUUUUUGAGUACACUUAUGUAACAGACUGUAACUGUGAGGACUGUCCUGGGAAAUAAUUUCCAAUUCAAUACAUAUAUUUUAUUGUAUUUCCAGUAACAAGCUGUUGAAGUUAAAUUACAAUUAAACUCUUUCUGGUGAUGGUAUUAUUAGGGCACCUCUGUUUACUUUAAACUACUGAAAUCAAUAAAUCUUCUUGCAUAUGA
This is a messenger RNA of Acipenser ruthenus (sterlet), 8149 nucleotides long. Its product is annotated as mucin-2-like. Gene Ontology annotation, cellular component: extracellular matrix. Gene Ontology annotation, molecular function: protein binding. Lineage: Eukaryota; Metazoa; Chordata; Actinopteri; Acipenseriformes; Acipenseridae. The record is from RefSeq and is a predicted model, not a curated record. The transcript is spliced from 51 exons. The coding region runs from base 56 to 8002 and encodes 2648 amino acids.